AUGGAGACCGGAAAGGCUAUUGAGAACUGUGUUCGAACUCUUGGGAAUCGUAUACUCUCCUGUUGGAGCGAAGAAGAGGCAAGCAGCGCGUCAUGUCAGAAGAGGACAAAAAUAUCUUUUAUGAGCCGUUGGACAAUACCAGACGAUGCCGAUUUGGAUGCUGUCGAAACAAACCUCACUGAAUUUGGACGACUUGUUAUAGAAACACCCAAAACGGGUCUGCAUACCCUGAAAAGAGAAGUACCCAUCAGAUUCGCACCGAGGGAGUCAACAACAACAGAGCCAAGUGGCGUAGUGGUUAUCAAUUAG
Ostertagia ostertagi is the source of this 309-nucleotide messenger RNA. The record is from the annotation of a GenBank genome assembly. Lineage: Eukaryota; Metazoa; Nematoda; Chromadorea; Rhabditida; Trichostrongylidae.